Messenger RNA from Trametes versicolor FP-101664 SS1, 1431 nucleotides. RefSeq lists its product as uncharacterized. The record is from RefSeq and is a predicted model, not a curated record. The coding region runs from base 1 to 1431 and encodes 476 amino acids. The transcript has a single exon. NCBI's taxonomy places the organism in Eukaryota, Fungi, Basidiomycota, Agaricomycetes, Polyporales, Polyporaceae.
AUGGACACUCUCCCGCUGGAAACCCUGGAGCAGAUAUUCGAGCUCGCAUGCACUGAUGGAGGAUAUACCGGCCAUUCUCUCUCGCUCGUGUCGAAGGGCAUCCGCGCGGCAGCGCGCACGAGCCGCUUUCACUCCGUCUCCCUCAUCGCAAGCCCCCACCGCCUCCAGCUGUUCGUCGCCUUGUACAAGCGCGAGUGCGACCCCGCGCAUGGAGACAAGCCUCGCAUUCAGCACCUCUAUGUGGCGUUUCCUGUCACAGACUUGGAGUUCGAGGCGCGCAAUACUGAUGGUGCCGCGGUAUCCUGGCCACUAGCACACUUCCGCUCGCUUGAGCCGGCUCCGAGUCCCCUAGCGUAUGGCAAUUUGUACUUCAGCGAUCCUCUCGUUAUAGUACCCCUGCAACCACGGCAACAUAAUGUCCGGCCCAGUAUCUGGAAGAAAUCGACCCUCGCUAUCUCUCGGUACUGUGCGGCGGCCAUGCAGAAGUUACGUCGUCGCUCCGCCAGCCGUCGUGACCACCAAGCCACUCUCCCAUAUCGCUUGAGCAUCCCAGCCGCCAACUUCUCGAAGCCCUUAGGCCCAGCGACCUAUGAAGAGUACCUCAGCGAGGCGCAGUCGCUGUUCCGGUUAGUCGCACCCGAUCUGGUGACUCUCGUGGUGCAAGCCGGGUUUUCCUAUGGCGGAGGCGGCGCCCUAAACCUGCCCAUCUUCGAGAGCCCCCUACCCACUUUGUUGGAAGCGACGUUCGUAGGUCUCGAAGACCCCUCCACGCUCAUCCCAUCGAACAUAGACCCGUCAAAAAGCCAGCCACUCUUUCCCACAAUGACGCACCUGUACCUCGCACCCGCAUUCCAUCGCAGCAGCGGCGGAGUCUGCCUCCCGCUCUGGUUCACUCAUGCCCCCUGUGUCACACAUCUAGGCAUGUCGCGCGCGGACGAUUACCUCCGAGAUAUCGCCAGUGCGGUCGGGCUACGGGUCGAGCCAGAGCAACCGCACGGCAUGCUCAACAACAACGGUUGGCAGCCCGGCGCGCCGUCCGAACUGAUCGUGACCCCCGGAGUAUCCGCGUAUCCCAGUGUGCGCUAUCUUCUGGUGCAGCCAGGCCCCGGACCUUUCGAUUACACAUGCGGCUGCUGUGGAAUUGCGUGGGCGAAUCAUCAUCACAGGAUGGAUGUGCUAAGGCAGAUAGAACGCAGCUGCGAGUCUAUGGGCAUCGCAGCGGUGGAGGCGGGAGCACCCAGGGAAGGAUCGUUUUACAGCUACUACAGGCAGGCUCGCCGACGGUGGCUAGAGAGGAUGCAUGAUAGCAGAGAUGAGGCGGGAGGCUGGAGCGGGAGCGGAACGUCGGUGUCCAGGCUUGAUUCUCGCGAGGGGAACCCGGGGGACACUCCAUCGCCGUCGUCCUCGAGCUCAGUGGUUCAAUCUCUCUAG